UUGAUAUGUCAUACACAGUGAUAGGUAGAAAUGGAGAUGGAGUUGGAGAAUAAGAGAGUGUGCGUGACGGGGGCGGGAGGCUUUGUUGCGCCGUGGUGGAUUGUCAAGCUUCUUCUGUCUAAGGGCUACAUUGUCCGUGGAACCAUGCGAGACCCAAAGGAUGAGAAGUAUGCCGCCUUGAACAAACUUGAGAGAGCAUCCGACAACCUUAAACACUUCCAGGCUGAUUUGCGGGACUAUGAUUCUCUGGUCGCUAUCAUGGGAUGCGCUGGAGUCUUCCACGCUGCCUGCCCGGUCCCUACUUCAACUCUCGCCAAUCCAGAGGCAAGAGCAGGCUCCGAAGCGAAAGUUAGGCGGGUUGUCUACAUCUCCUUUGUUGCUGCUGUUGGAAUGAACCCGAAUUGGCCUAAGGACCGUGCAAAGGAUGAGACUUGCUGGUCUGACAAGGAAUACUGCAAUGCCACUCAGACUGAAGCAGAGAGCGUGGCAUUCGAAUAUGGGAAACAGAGCGAGCCGGAUGUUGUUGCAGUUAAUCCUGGUUAUGUAUUUGGGGCGGUUAUGCAGCCUGUAUUAAACUUCAGCACGAUGCUCCUCCUCAAGUUUUUGAAGGGCAUAUAUAUUCAGAUCGAGCAAGGUGCUGAGGAUUCUGUUCCCAACAAGUUCUGGAAUAUAGUGGACGUACAAGAUGUUGCUGCAGGUGUUUGCUAAGGAUUUCAUGUCGUGUGACCCUUAGUCUUGUUCUCGGCAGUUUUGUCGAGAGUCAAUACCGCCACUGGCUGAGGUCUGACAAGCUGCAAAAACUGGGGCUGGACUCAUAUGGAGAGUUCUACGAGGAGGCAGCGCUACUCGAUUAGUUAGGGAACUUCUCUAGUCUGCUGCAAAGUUCCGGAUCUUCCUUCACUAUGUUCUGUCCUAGCUACACGUUUCUUUUAUGUUAGAAGUCCGAUUCUAGUAUCUUUCAGUGCUUCUUUGUAUCUUAAGAUAUGUGAAAUAAAUGGAAGACAGUCCAUAAGAACGCAAA
Messenger RNA from Punica granatum (pomegranate), 1021 nucleotides. The record is from RefSeq and is a predicted model, not a curated record. NCBI's taxonomy places the organism in Eukaryota, Viridiplantae, Streptophyta, Magnoliopsida, Myrtales, Lythraceae.